Messenger RNA from Hirsutella rhossiliensis, 1167 nucleotides. RefSeq names its product Acyl-CoA N-acyltransferase. Lineage: Eukaryota; Fungi; Ascomycota; Sordariomycetes; Hypocreales; Ophiocordycipitaceae. The record is from RefSeq and is a predicted model, not a curated record. The transcript has a single exon. Bases 1 to 1167 code for a protein of 388 amino acids.
AUGCACCCCCUCCCCAGCGCCUCCUCGCCCACCCUCGUCCUCGCCCAGCCGAGCGAGGCCGAGCAGGUCCGCACGUGGACGCAGACCCGUCCGUGGUGGGGCGCGUCGUACACCCCCGAGGCCUACGUGGCGCGCGAGCGGCUCCUGCUCGGUGUCCCGCUGGCCCGCGACGGGGGCAUGACGCCGUGGAUCCUCACCGACGGCAGCGUUAUUCCGGAUGACGAGGGCCAGGAGAGCCGUCGCCCCGUGCUCGCCUCGUGUGAGACGCUGCGCAAGCGCGCUCUCGUCAGGGAUGCUGCCGAUGGUGUCGUCAGAGACGUCUGGGCUCACGGCGUGGCGAGCGUCUUUACCUAUCCCGAGUUUCGUCGUCGAGGCUAUGCCAAUAGGAUGAUGACGCUCCUGGGCGAGCACUUCGCCGCCCAGGAAGCCGCCCGGCCCGGCGACGCCGCCUUUUCCGUCCUCUUCUCCGACAUUGGCACCAGGUUCUACGCAGAGCUGGGCUGGACGCCCUACGAGAGCACCCAUCUCUCGUUCCCCGUCAAGCCAGCCUCGCCGGGGUCGUCCCCGGCGGCCGCCACGCCCAUUCUCGAUGCCGACCUACCCGCCAUGGCCGAGCUAGACGAGCGGAUCAUCCGAGACCAAAUCUCGCGCCCGCCCUCUGAUCCGGCCAAGACCCGCGUCGCCAUUCUCCCCAAUCUCGACACCCUCCGGUGGCACUUUGCCCGCGAAGCCUUCAUGUCAAACCACCUCUUCGCCGCAUCGCCUACCGUCCACGGCGCCAUGUACACCCCUCCUGGCGCCCCUAAUUCUCGCGUCUGGGGUCUCUGGUCGCGGAACCAGACUGGCGGCAAAGAGCACGUCGAGAAGAACACCUUGGACUUCCUUCGAUUCGUGGUCGAGGACGAGGCCCUGUCCGAUGAGGAGCUGUCCAAGGCCAUCAGGGCAAUCGUAGGCCACGCCCAGGUCGAGGCGCAAAAGUGGCUAUGUGCUUCCAUGAACCUGUGGAACCCCCAUGAGCGAGUCAAGAGGCUUGUCGCCGCCAUGGCAGACCUGAAAGCCAGAUACGUCGUCCGAGAUAACGACAGCAUCACCAGUCUCCGAUGGCUGGGACCCAGCCCUGUUGCCGGUGUGGACUGGGUCGCCAACGAAAAGUUCGAGUGGUGCUGA